Messenger RNA from Magallana angulata, 1558 nucleotides. RefSeq lists its product as uncharacterized. NCBI's taxonomy places the organism in Eukaryota, Metazoa, Mollusca, Bivalvia, Ostreida, Ostreidae. The transcript has 2 exons. Bases 273 to 1088 code for a protein of 271 amino acids. The record is from RefSeq and is a predicted model, not a curated record.
AUUUAUUAUAUUUAUAACAGUUCAUCAAUGCAAACAAGUAUCGAAGUCUAAAGCGGUUACUUUAUUUCGCUCGAUGACAUAAUUUUAGAUUGAUUGGAAUAGAUUUAAAUGGGCAUGGAUGCUAGCCAUUAGACCAGCCCUUUAACACGAGGACAUUUGUCUAGAUAUGUGUACCUAUUCUAUAUUUUAACUGUGAAAAGAAUUAGUUUAUCGUUUUAAUAAUUGAAUUGGAAGUUUAAAAUUAAAAUAAUUGGGAUAUUUUUUGAGCGAACAUGCCAAAGGUCAAAAAAGGUCAAACUGAGGGGACAAAGGCCCUGGGGCCGAAGAAUAAGAGGAAAAGAACUGAAAAAACCCGCGACGUGGGAACAUCGUCCACGCAGGCAGAGAGUCUCUCCGAAGAAGUUCCGCAGAUGAUGGCACCAGUGACACUUCAUGGUGACGCAGCCCCAGGAGCCCCUGGUGGCUUGGAUGCUGCACCCAUUCCAGGGCUAAGAUGUUCAGUCUGGAUAGUGGGAUCCUCCAUUGUAAGAAAUGCAGGAAUUGCAGCCUUAAGCAGGCCAGGGGGACAGGGCUUAGGACUCCAGACAAAAGAGAUCGACAUUUGGUGGCAGGGCUAUGGGGGGUUGCGAUUUGUUGAUCUUGCCUGCAAGCUCAGAUGGUUAGCCCAGUUUGAGAAUCCACCUAAUUUUAUAGUUAUCCAUUGUGGUGCCAAUGACAUAGGGCAAGUAAAAACCCAAAAGUUGUUAGAUAGGGUAAGGUGGGAUUUACGUUUACUUGCUUCUAUCUUCCCGAACACAAAACUAGUUUGGUCGUUCUUGCUGCCCAGGGUAGCAUGGCGUUACUCAAAAAACGUCAGGGCGAUGGAGCAGACACGAAACAGGGUCAACAGGGCAGCAGCCAAAGAAAUCCUAGGUUGUGGGGGGAGGCUUCUUAGGCAUACACAGUUUUUAGGAAAACCUAAACAACUGUACAGCCGGGAUGGUGUACAUCUGUCGGGUCUGGGGAACGACAUUUAUCUAAAUAACCUACAGGGGGCAUUGGAAUAUUUUGUCGAAAACAAGGAGGGAGUGGUUUUCCCAGUGAAUUAAAUUCUAGGGUCCUUACAAACAUGUCCACAGUGGUGUUAAAUUGAAGUUGCCUACCCCCACGAGGUGGCGGUGGGCACCUUUGGUGCCCAAAGGUGCCCAUGUGGCGUAAUUGUCACCUUCAAUUUAACCAUCCAACUGAUCUUAGUAUGUAGUGAGUUUGUUGUGGUUGAUGUUGAUGUAUAUAGAUAUAUUAUGUGGACUAAUAAGACAUUUGAGUAAAGAAAAUCUAAAUUAUGUAAUACAAAUAUAUUAUCAAAUUUUGUGUUGAAUUGUGUCCGUAGCACGAUUGCGGUCAACCCAGCGUGCUACUUUUCCCAGCAGGGAGGGCAUAAAAUGUUGAUGUAGGGGGUAUGCCAUGUUGUCGGCUACCCCAUUGUUGUAACAAUUUUUUGACCACUGUGGACAUUACCUGCCAACUUAAUAAAUCAGUUCAUAAACACUUGUGUUGUUGAAAAUAUACUUAUAUAAGG